GGGAGUGUGUUGUAAAUUUCCCCACUUUUGAGUCAUAUUCUCUAUUCAAGCGUUCAGAAACCUAAGUGGAGGCAUAUAAAAAGGAGGUAUGGGUCAAGGUCACAAGCCAUUCAAACUGUAAACAAGUUGAUUUGUUGAAAAUAACGAAGGAGGAGAUGGGAAACAAGAAUGUUUAGUUGUUAAGAUAGUGUACGUACACAUAAUUUAUAAGCACAGUAGUUUAAGUUGAGAUAUUUCCUGUGUAGUACAAACGUGUAGUGUAAGUAUAGGCUAGGAAAAACUACGUUGAAGAUGCAACUGUCGUUUAAAAUAGCAGUCUGCCUACUACUCAUCGUGUAUUCGUCUAUGAUUUUUACAAAUGCGUCUGCAGAUGACGACCACAAGGCAUCAAUCCUGCCACGUCCGGACCUCCCUAGCGGGAAGAACUUCAGCAAACACUGCUGGUACAACCAGACAUACGCUAAUUAUACGUUAUGCGGUUUAAAAACUGUACGAGAUAAAGUUUUCCCUAACACUAUCGUUUAUCUAUACCUUAGAAACAAUUCUAUUACUGUUUUACAGAACGAUGACUUCUUGUUAUACACUGAGCUGGAAGUUCUCGAUAUUUCGUGUAACUUGAUCUCUGUUCUUAAUCCGCAAGCAUUCAAUGGACUUUCUAAACUAUUAUCUUUAAAUCUCAGAGCAAAUCCUCUAGAGGUAAGAGAUACGACAUUCCAUGAUAAUGUUUUCAGCCCGUUAAAAAGUCUAAUUUGGCUGAAACUUAACUUGCUUCAAAACACCUCCAGCAAUUUCUCAUAUCCAGAUAAAGCUUUAUCGAAACUGCAAAAACUCGAGACUUUAUUCUUGGAUGGGCUUUAUAAUGAACCAUUUGGUCCAGGCUUUCAAAACAUGACUUCGCUAACUAAUUUAACAGUUUCUGGCUAUUUACAAGGAAGAUGUAAAAUAAACUCUCUCACCAACAGUACAUUUAUAUAUUUAACUAAUUUAAAAUACUUAGAUAUAAGCUCCUGCUUCAUACAAGGUCGUUACAUUGAAGCUGGGGCCUUCUUGCCUUUAAAGAAUUUGGUAUUUCUCGACCUAACACAUAACGAAGAUAUUGACAUUCCAUACAUUAAUAAUGUUUUAUACGGCUUGAAUGAAACAACCACUUUAAAAUUUCUGAAGAUGAAUCUAAUCGUAAACAGGUAUUCAUUAGGAAUUUGUUUGGAGAGUUCCUAUUUUCACAACUUUCCUCCAAACUUGGAGUACCUCGAAGCUCAGGAAAACAACAUUGAAGCGGUUGACAGAAAGUUUAUUCAAAAACUUCCCAAAACCUUAAAGACUUUAGACCUGAGUGGAAACAGAUUCGUGUUCGGAACGUACUUGGCUGAUCUCUCACAAAUGGAAAACCUGACUGUCCUUAUGCUCAGCAAAGCUGGUUUUACUUAUAGCAUCCCAAGCAGGUAUCCUUACGCGCUGAUGCAGUCUUCAAAGAAGAAAAAAUGUACAUUGUAUGACGAAACCUCAUACGACGGGAAACCUUUCGAGUUUACAUUACCACCAAAACUAAAGCGAUUAGAAAUGAACGGCGCAAAUUUGAACUAUGUUCUCUCAAAACUGCGAGUGAAGGAAAACCGACUAGAGUCUCUCAGUAUCACUGACAACCACUUUCCGAUUCUGAUAGGCCCGUUAAAAGGCUUCAACUACUUAAAGUAUUUCGAUAUCUCAUUUAGUUUCGUGGCCCACAUCGAAAAUGGAUUUUUCAGCAACUUGUCUAGCCUCGAAGUUCUAAACAUGAGCUCUAACCUUCUCGGUUAUUAUUUCAAUAACAGAAAUUCUUCCAUCGUGUUUUCCAGUUUAACGAACCUCCGGUUGUUGAAUCUUUCCUUUAAUUCAAUCACUACUUUACCGAAUGAUGUAUUCAGUGAAUUAACAAACUUGAGGGAACUGUAUUUAGAUACAAACACGAUAGAAACGUUUGAUGUAGAUUUAUCUCGUCUAGACAAAUUGGAGUACAUAAGUUUAAAACAUGCGAGGCUGCACAAUAUUUCACCAGUCAUACGACUUCACAUUGAUUUUCUUUUAGCUCACAACAUAAGUUUUAAAAUGUCUCUGGCAUUUGUGCCAAUAACCUGCACGUGUGAGAACUUCGAGUUCCUAAAAUGGAUGACCACAUCCGGCGCUUUUAAGAAAAACUUUAGAAACUAUCUCUGUUUCUCUGAAGAUCAAUCAACGAAGUAUGUCAACGACGGGUACAAUUCUACUAUGCUAAUUUUAAACGGGAAAUGUAGUAGUCACGUGGUUAUAUUUUUAUCCGUAGGUGGCGGUUCACUAAUGACAUUCUCUUUGAUUAUCUACGCCUUGCUCUACAGAUACAGAUGGCGAAUACGAUAUCUGUACUACGCAGCCUAUCUGCAGUACAAAAAAUCUGGCAAACAGAAACAAAACGACUUCGAAUUCGAUGCUUUCAUUUCGUAUGAUCACAAAGAUCACAAUUUUGUUGUGAACAAACUUUAUCCCGAGCUAAAGAAACGAGGGCUGAACGUGUUCAUUCACGGCAGAGAUUUUGUAGCUGGUGACUACAUCGCCUCGAACAUCGUCAAAGCUGUCUGUACCUGCAGGAAAACUGUGGUCGUCUUGACGAGGAACAUGAUCAACAGCUACUGGUGUGGCUACGAAAUUCAGAUGGCCAAUAUCGAGUCCAUCCACACCGGCAGGCCGGUUCUCAUUUUUCUGCUGAUGGAAAAAAUUCCGGAGACUGACCUUGGCCGGGAACUGCUGUACAACAUCCGGAAUAACACUUACAUUCCGUAUCCUGACCCACUGCCUGAUGCCACCAGUAUAGGGAGGUUAUGGGAUAAACUUGCAAAUGAUAUCAGAAACUGAAGGAAUACGAAGAUAAUGACACGCAGAAAUCGACUGUGAUGUCAGGAACUGGUUAAUUUCAGAAUCGGUUGAUGGCGUUAUGAACUAGACAAGAACCUAUCUGCUCCAUGAAAUCGGGAAAUAAACAUAAGGAAAUCGUCCAUUUUUGUGUACCAUGGAUUUCGGAAAUUAUCCAACGGAUAACCUGGUGUCUACGGUUAUUAGAAAACUCACAAUUAUUAAAAAGGCUGGAAACCCGGAUGUAGAUAGUGUCCUCAAAAUUUUACAUAUAUUGUGAUUCGAAAACGAAUCAGAUUAAGAUUAUCCAUUUAUUGGGCUUGAUGUGCCAUUUUAUGACUAUGCCAUUGGCAAACACAGUUAUAUUUUGAUAUUAUAAACAAUAUAGAUUUACUUAAAUUCUAAUUUUGCUUCUUUUUAACAUGUUUUUUUUCCCUUAUAUUACGGUGUGUUAAUGUUUGUUUACAUCAUAUUGACAUAUUAACAUACUAUUUCUUUAUUAACUACCAUUUUGACUACAGAAUGUGGAAAUUAAAAAUGCUAUUUUUUCGUGAUAUAAA
Molecule: messenger RNA, 3422 nt
Organism: Physella acuta
Lineage: Eukaryota; Metazoa; Mollusca; Gastropoda; Physidae
Product: toll-like receptor 4
Biological process (GO): toll-like receptor signaling pathway; immune response
Cellular component (GO): plasma membrane
Molecular function (GO): protein binding; transmembrane signaling receptor activity
Source: RefSeq, a predicted model, not a curated record